This is a messenger RNA of Camelina sativa (false flax), 1673 nucleotides long. The record is from RefSeq and is a predicted model, not a curated record. Lineage: Eukaryota; Viridiplantae; Streptophyta; Magnoliopsida; Brassicales; Brassicaceae.
CAUGAUGAGAGAAGUAAAUCUCGAGAAAGGAAGCACAAAGAAGAACAAAAUCUCUGCAAAUGGUUUCAACAACGAUGACGGCAGAAGAAGAAAAAAAAUUAUUAGGUUUACACCACCCGUAAAAGUACCGAAGAAAUAAAUAACAGAGAAAAAGAGUAGAGGAAAUAAAGCGACUUGCCAUGGAAGCUCUUAUUGCUUCCACUUCUUUCUUCCUCCCAAUCUCCAACUCUUCCUCACAAAUCCGAUUCUUCCAUUCAUCUUCUUCUCCCAACUUAAAGUUCGGGACUUUUUGGAAAACUUUGUCAUCAUCAUCACAACUCGUCGUCUCAUCCUCUUCUGCAAUUUCCGCACCUCCUUCUUCUACUGCUCCUACUCAAAACACAUAUUGGAUGGUGUUAUUGGACAAACCUCCACAAUGGGUUUCUUCCAAAUCCGAUAUCGUUGAUUAUUAUGUCGAGAUUCUUGCCAAAGUGUUGGGCAAUGAAAAAGAUGCGCAGAUGAGUAUAUAUGAUGCUUCCUUUGAUACCCAUUUCGGGUUUUGUUGUCAUAUCGACGAAGAUGCUUCACGCCAGCUCGUGAGUUUACCUGGAGUAUUAUCUGUUAGACCUGAAGCAGGUUAUAGUUCAGAGAAGAGGAAUUAUGGUAUUGGGAAUCAGAAAGUUGUUUCCUUGUUUGAUCAUGGGACAGUGAAACAUUGGAUGGUACGAAUAGAUAAGCCAGGAGUUGGGAUUGUUACUAAAGCGCAGAUGGUUGAUCAUUGUGUUCAGUUGCUAUCCAAGGUUUUGUGGAAUGAAAAGGAUGCACAGAUGUGUCUUUAUCAUGUUUCCUGGCAGUCUGAUUUCGGAUUUUGUUGUGAUCUCGAUGAGAAUAGUGCUGUGGAGUUAGCUGGUUUUUUGAUUGAUGCAGGUGUACCUGCUGUUCUUGCAGUUGUUCCUGAUAACAGUUUCGAGUCACUAAACAAAGACUAUGAAGGCGAUAGUACACAAGAUUCAGGAGAUCAAGAUGAUUCAGAGUCUCCUCCCAUUAAGACGAAGAAAUUGUUUAUAACUGGACUGUCGUUUUACACAUCUGAGAAGACAUUACGUGCAGCAUUUGAAGGGUUUGGUGAACUAGUGGAAGUCAAAAUAAUUAUGGACAAGAUAUCAAAGAGAUCAAAAGGCUAUGCCUUUCUAGAGUACACGACAGAGGAAGCUGCAAGCGCUGCACUGAAAGAGAUGAAUGGAAAGAUUAUUAACGGGUGGAUGAUAGUAGUAGAUGUAGCCAAGACCAAACCAUUCAGGCAAAACAGAAGUCAACCGAGUUCCAGGUUCUAGAAACCAGCCUUAGGUGAUACGAGCAUGGGGAUUGGAGAUGCUUCAGGCCAAGAAAGAAAAGGCAUGCAGUGUCAUGUAUCACACUAGAUCGAGGGUUUAAGAGGGUGAAGAGUGCCCAGCUAUUCAAGAUAGAAGUUUAGCCUCUAUCCACAUUUUGGCUGUAGGAUUCGCACAUUCACUCAUCUUUUGUAGUUGCCAAAAUUAUCAGAAUUGGCAUUAUUCUAGCCAUUUAGGAACUUGAAAUACACAAAAAUUGCUUCUUCUAUAAAUAGUGCGAAGAACAACAUUUGCUUAAAACAAUUGUGAUAUAUAUCUUGUGAGUUAUUAUCUUUGGUAAGAACUUGAAACAUUCUUUGUGUU